GAAGCCAAAAUGGCAGCUAUCUCAUUUGCUGAUGAGCUAGUUCGCGAUUAUUUAUUGUUUCGUGGAUUUAUGGGGACAUUAAAAGCUUUUGAUGCAGAUAUUAAGUCUGACAAAGAUAAGGGAUUUAGGCCGGAUCGUAUUGUAGACCACUUGAGUUCCUGCAUCAGCAAUUUAGACCUUUCAGCUCUUCGAGAAGCAUGGACUCAUUUGGACCAGAGGAUAUUUUCAAGGUUAGAGCAUUCCUUUCUGAAUGCAGCCAAAAAACUAGAAACAGCAUUAUUACGGAUGUAUGUGGUGGCUUGUGUGACUAGCAGCCGGCAGGAUAAAUUGCUUGAAUUCUUUGAGCGAAUGAGUCAUGAACUGCAAGGCCAAUCAGAGUGGAAAGACUGGUUUGCUCUGCCAUUCUUGAAGUCGCCUGAAGAAAAUCCAGCUUUUCAAGUCUAUUUUACUCGACAGUGGCAAGACACAAUGCUUGUAUCUCUUCAUAAUUUUCUCAGUGUUAUUUUUCAGAGCAUGGCAUUACCAACGUUACUGAGCUAUGAAGAUGAGGUUGUAAAACUGACUGCCCUUCAGGAAGAAAAUGAAAUUUUACGUCAACAACUGUCAUCUGGACAACUUGGAGAAGAUAAACCUGAUCCAGUGAAGACUGGCACAGAGGAGAGCACAAUUCAUGACAUUCCACCACCCCAAGAGCCAAUGGAUGAUUUUUAUGCUAUUGCUCAAGAAGUUCCUGUAUCAGAAAGUACUAGCAAAUCAAUUAAAUCUCUGAUUAGAAACAUUAGUAGUGGUCUUCCAACCUCUCCUAUUUUAGGACGUAGACAACAACAGUCACAAACGGGACCAAAACGAUCAUCAGGGGAAGAGUUGGUGGCUGCAGGCAAGCCAGUUUCUGCUGUGAAACCAAAACCCCGAGCCCCGAGUGCUCCUCCACAUUCUUCUGCUUCUGGUGGUCCAGCAGCUGUGGCCAGGGUGAGGCCACAGUCAGACCAUGAACAGAGACGGAGAAUUCCAUCCCAAAGCAAAGAGAAAGAAGAAAGAUUAGUGGUACAGACUCCAUGUGGUGGUCAAAUUACAGAAGGCUCUUCAGCGAAGGGGUCCAAUAUUGCUACUUUCCACAUAGGUUCAGAACACAAAGAAACUUUGAUAUUAUUGAGUCAGGAAGAGUUUUCAGAACAUCACUCAUGUGUAACUCAUUGUAAAUUCAACAGCUCUGGAUCUAUGGUUGCAAGUUCAGAUAUGGAUGGAGUUAUAAAGGUCUGGACAGCUAGUCCUUCACCUAAAACAUUUGCUACUGUUAUUUCAAAAUCAAGUGUGCUAGCAUUAGAAUGGGCAACUAAAAGAGAGAGGCUAUUACUGCAUGGAAAUAAAUCGGGAUCUUUGAAGAUUUACGAUACCAAGGAAAGAAGAACAGUUUGUGAUAUUAGUGCAGAUAGUGCUGGCUGCUUAAAAGAGCAGAGGAUUAUGAGCAUCACAUGUAGUCCUACUGAAGCAAGUUUUGUUUGUUCCACUUGUCCUCCUCCUCCUCGUUAUACCUCCAGGUCUGAAGUAUUGUCAAGUCCCUUACAAGGAAAGCUGUUGUUGUGGGACAUGAGAACAAUGCAGUUAGAGCGUCACCUUCAAGUUGCAAGCACUCAGUCAGUAAUAAACUGUUGUAGUUUUAACCAUAAUGGCCAACUACUCCUUGCUGGUACAUCAGAAGGAAAAGUGUGUUUGUUUGACAUGCGAACUUGUGAGUGUAUAACAAAUUGGAUGGCUCACAGCGGAGAAGUUUAUUCAACACAGUUUAGCACAGAUGAGACCGCUUGCUACACAAUGGGAAGUGAUGGAAAGUUUGUUCAGUGGAGUAUUAACAAGACAGGACAAAGAAUAUCAGAGCUUGGUGUUCAUGGUGGUGCUACAGGGCCUUUCACUAUCACUGGUCAUCCAACCACUCAUCGCCAUCAUCCUGUUGGGAAAUUGUUUGCAUUUGAUUGUGAUGGGAGUCAUGUUCUUACGUGUGGAGGAUCUGGAGGGAUUGUAUAUAAGUUAACCAGUGGUAUGGUUUCUCCUCUGUUGAGUCUUGGAGGACACAAGUGGCCUGUGGUGACUGUAGACUGGUCAACUCCAAUGGACUGUGGGACUUGUAUAACUGGUUCAUUAGAUGGUCAUAUUAUAGUGUCCACUUUACUUGCCCAGUGAUGAUGCUACUAGUUAUAUUAACCAUUUAUGUUGUAUGAUGCAACUCAAGAGCUUUCAAUUAAGAUAAGUCGUGUUAGGUGACUUGUUAUUGAGAGAUACAAUGUCUCUUAAGAUAUAAAUAUAUAUAUAUAUAAA
Molecule: messenger RNA, 2313 nt
Organism: Limulus polyphemus (Atlantic horseshoe crab)
Lineage: Eukaryota; Metazoa; Arthropoda; Merostomata; Xiphosura; Limulidae
Product: WD repeat-containing protein 91-like
Exons: 17
Coding region: 10-2178 (722 amino acids)
Biological process (GO): early endosome to late endosome transport
Cellular component (GO): early endosome membrane; late endosome membrane; extrinsic component of endosome membrane
Molecular function (GO): protein binding; phosphatidylinositol 3-kinase regulator activity
Source: RefSeq, a predicted model, not a curated record